AUGGUCGUCCUGUUGCGCACUCUUUUCUUGAUCUGCGCAUAUUGGACAACUGCGCUGAUUGCUGGAAUAGGCUCAGAGGGGGUGUGUCUUCAAGAUGGCAAGCACAAGACAAUGCCCAGCCCCGAGCCUUACCUGAGGGAGUGCACGCUCUAUGCAGACAAUAGUUGCUGCACACAAGAGGACAUCCAGGACAUCUUCCAUUCUCCCUCUGCCAGCAAUCGGAAUGAACCCUGGGACAAGUGUGGGCCAUUAAGUCCUGCGUGUGAAGGCUUCCUGAAGCGCGUGUCAUGUUUCUACCGCUGCUCCCCAGAUGCUGCCCGCUGGCCUCACCCAUAUCACCACUCCUACAUCCAGGCUGUGCCUCUCUGCCACAGCUUCUGCCGGGACUGGUUUGAUGCCUGCAGGACAGACCUGACAUGUGCUCGUAAUUGGGCUGCAGACCCCAGAGGACAGAACUGCACUGGAAGUUGUGUUCAGUAUCAGCAGAUGUAUCAACAUGGCAGAGAUCUGUGUGAAAGUCUGUGGGGUAACGCCUUCAUGACUGUUGAAGAUGCAGCUGAGGAGGUUCUAGAUGUUGGCGGGAAUGACAGCCCAAGGAAUGGACGCACUUGUGGUUGCCUGACCCUCAGUCCUUCUGACAAGGAUGUGAUCGCUGCCCUCCGGUCCCACCAGAAUGACCCAGAGGAGCCGGAUACCACAAAGACUGGACUGCCUCUGUAUCGGUCUCCCUGCCAGACCAAGCUGCCUCCACAAAUGAAAAUCAGCAGGAAGGGGAACUCUAUAGUGCGCAAGCGUUCGGUUAUGGUUGAUGAUGGUGAGGGGAGCGGAAGUGGCCUGUAG
Molecule: messenger RNA, 840 nt
Organism: Nerophis lumbriciformis (worm pipefish)
Lineage: Eukaryota; Metazoa; Chordata; Actinopteri; Syngnathiformes; Syngnathidae
Source: RefSeq, a predicted model, not a curated record